Molecule: messenger RNA, 1379 nt
Organism: Argiope bruennichi
Lineage: Eukaryota; Metazoa; Arthropoda; Arachnida; Araneae; Araneidae
Product: ADP-ribosylation factor-like protein 3
Exons: 6
Coding region: 140-682 (180 amino acids)
Biological process (GO): cilium assembly
Cellular component (GO): cytoplasm; microtubule cytoskeleton
Molecular function (GO): GTPase activity; GTP binding
Source: RefSeq, a predicted model, not a curated record
UCAAAUAAAUUAUGUUGCUAUCGAUGCGGCAUCGCUUAAGAAGUUUUGGUUUGAUUUGCUUGCUUGUGUUUACGGCAGUAAGCAGACAAUUUCUGUAAUUAACGAGAAAGCUUUUGGAUUCAUCCCUUUAUUUUUCAAUAUGGGAUUACUUUCUCUGCUGCGGAAAUUAAAAUCUGCUCCAGACCGAGAAUUGCGAAUCUUACUUUUGGGGUUGGAUAAUGCUGGAAAGACUACAAUCUUGAAAAAAUUAGCUUCUGAAGAUGUGACACAUAUUACUCCUACUCAAGGUUUUAAUAUUAAAAGUGUUCAGUCAGAAGGUUUCAAACUAAAUGUCUGGGACAUUGGUGGUCAAAGAAAAAUAAGGCCAUACUGGAGAAACUACUUUGAAAAUACAGAUGUCUUAAUUUAUGUUAUUGAUAGUGCUGACAGGAAACGAUUUGAAGAAACUGGUGUUGAAUUAGCUGAAUUAUUAGCUGAAGAAAAAUUAGCUGGAGUACCUUUGCUUGUUUUUGCCAACAAGCAGGAUCUCUUCAAUGCUGCACCUGCUAGUGAAUUGGCUGAUGGUUUGAAUUUGCCUGCUAUACGGGAUCGUUCUUGGCAGAUCCAAGCUUGUUCUGCUUUAACUGGAGAAGCCUUAAAGGAUGGCUUGGAUUGGGUGUGCAAGAACAUCAAAAAGAAAUAAUCAUGUAUUGAUACAUGUUUGUUUUUCAAAAUAAACUAGUCAUCACCAAUGAGCUACAUUGAUGAACAUGAAUAACACAAAUAGCUUUCACUUUAUUUUAAGUCUGUGAUAGGCUGGUAGCUCCAUGAACACCGUCCGCACUUUGCAGCUUCUGAUGUGCACUGCCAUUGAGUACCAGACUUUAUUUCCUGUUUUGUACACACCAGCCAUAUUACUGUCUGUCAUAUGUUUUUGACAAAUGCUUAUACAAUUUAUUAUUUGACAAAUAUAAAUAUAAAUGCUAUUCUUGUAUAUCCAAUUGUUAAAAUGUAGAUGAUUAAAUAGUCAUAUCACUGUCCAUUUUUUAAAAGUAGAGGAAAAAUAUUUUUUUUUAAACAUUUGUGUCAUUUCUGUGUCUGAUUUUCUGUUUUAGUGAAAUUAGUAUCAUUUAUAAACAAGAUACGUUUUUUAAAUUAUAAUCAUUGUCAGUUUAAUAUGAAUGGAAAAUUUAAAUCAAUGUGAUACAAAAACUCUUUUCUUUUUUUUAUCCUAUAAGAUAUUUAUUUCUUAGUAAAGGAAAUUUAAUGUGAUAAAAUAAUUUGAUUUAGCAUAUUUCAGUUUGUAAAAGUCUUUCAUAUAUACCAUUUUAUGAAGUUACUUAAGAGAGAAAACUUCAUGAUAUAUAUAUUUUUCUUUUCAUUUUUGAAAAAAUAAAUUU